UAUGGACUAUAGAAUACAUGUACAUAAAUGCCUGCCUAAUUAGUCAUAGACGUACUAAGAACGUUUUUUGAUUACGUAGGUACGUAACGUAGGUACCUAAGUACGAACACUUUCUUCAAGUUGAUUAUCCGCAGUAGGUAAUAUAAUAUCAACGGUACAUUCAGCUUAAUAUUCAUAAUUAUAGUUAAUAAUUAGGUACACGAAUAUUUUGUUGUAUAUAAUUAGUGUAGAGACAGCCUAGCCAAAGAAUUUAAUGAACGCACGGCAGCCAAAACCACGGAAUAAUGCAAAUUAACGGCAAACAUCAACAAACCAAGUAAUUGAUUAUCUUGUUCAUUAAAAUAACUAUUAAAUUGUGCGUCUCGACAAUCCAAUCAAUUUGGUAACGCUCGGAAAUUCGUUAUUACGACGCCAUUUUGAAAAAGAAUUGUUGAAAAUGAUUUGUGUCUGAAUUUUUUUUGUACAUAAAAUGGCACGAAGAAUUGCGUGCUAUGUGAUUUUUAUAGCGUUAAUAUGGGGAGCAACCGCGGAGAGAGAAGAAAGCAUUCGAAAUCUUUUCAAAAGCAACAUGACGCGUGGUGACUUCUCGAACCUUCUGAAGUCUCUCAUCAGGUUGAACGAACAGAGAGUUAAUGUGCUACAGAAGCUGUCCAGGCUUGAGGAUUACAGCAUGCUGAGUGAGGUCCUGAGGUCUGGAGACAAGAAGGGGGACGGGAAUCUGAGCAACUUGUUCUUGGUUGUGCUGUCUAAAAACCAAAGUGACCCAUCGCGAAGAAAUAUGGGCUUCCAAGUUUUGGAUUCAGUUCCUUCGGUCAAUACAGCGAAUUUCUAUGUUGGUGGAAUAACAUUGAAUGAUUCCAAAACUGCAAAGACAACCCCUGAUUUACAAAGCAAAUAUCUCAUGAAGGAAGAAUUUAAAUCGAAUCUCGCAGAUAAUUUAAGUAUAGAGGAUAAAAGUAAUAAUCCUAUUGUUACAAGGCAUGGAUCUAGUCAUGUUAAAAAUAAAGAGCAAGAAUCAGUAGUUGCAAUGAAUGAUAUUGUUAAACCUAAAGGUAGAUUUGAAAUCGUAAGUAAUGGGGAAAAUACCAACGCGUAUAAAGCAAGCUUAGAUGGUGAAAAUAACGAUGAUGUUAUACAACUACCAGGAAAUAGUCAGAAGAGAGAACCUGCUGUAUCACAGAUUUCCUUGGAAAACGACCGCUAUAAAGUUCCAGACUUUGAAUCAGGUCCUAUAAAUUCCGAAGUACAUAACUACGAAUCUAAUGAAAAUGAUCACAAACAUUUGCAACUGACCAUACAAAACCCUUAUGAAAUUCGUGACAUUAAACAUCAUAAAUCAGGUAGAGAUGUUACUGAGGAUGGUACUAUCAAAAAAGCAAACACAAGUACAGACAAUCCAAGUGAAAUCAGUUCUGACAACAAAGACAUAUCAUUAAAUAAACAUACCCCUGUACAUCCUACUAAGCGUCGUAAAAGGCAUUCGAAACAAACCACGGUAAAAUCUGUUAAAGACAAUAAUAGUAAUAAAACAAGCCAUCAUAAAAACCGCCACAGUACUAAACAACCUAAAAUUAAUAAAAAACAAUUUAGCCCAAACGUCGAUGUUAAAAAACAUCCUCCAAUAAAUAAAGAUAAAUCUGAAGAAAAGAAAAAAGACACUAAACCUAUUCAACAGCUUCCACAGACCGAACAGAUUUCAGAAGAUUCUAAUCAGGACGCAUUCUACGUAAGUAAAGAAAACAAAAAGGAUGAUGGCCGUGAUAGUAAAAAAUCUAAAAUAAACAAAGACGAAACUAAGAAAAAUAUUCAAGGUAGUAAACAAUCCAACAUCAGAAAGAUUAAGGCUACGAAUGAGCCUCAGGUUAAAAAGGUUUCUAAAAUUAACACAGAACGAUCUGCUGAAAAUGACCGUGUGAUUACGAUUGAUUUAAAUGAACCAUUAGGCCUACAAAUGACGAAAGAUGAUUCUAGUGAAGAUGAGCGAGUCCUUAAAUAUCCUUCUGCAAAUACAGAGGAGACUGAAGAAAUCAUGCAUAAUUUUGAAUUACCUAUUGCUACAUUUAAUGCAAAUGACAAACAUAACAGUCAGCCUAAAGAUGCCAGAGAUUUGCAUCAAAGUAUACCGAUACUUAAUAGAGGCGCAUUUGAUGGUAACAUCCAAAAAACUAAAAUAUCUAAAGAUUUCGCAAGACAUGAUAUUGAUUCUAUUAGUAAAUCAGCCAUGGAUGAUUACAGAGGAUUUGAGGGAGGUCCUAGAUAUAAAAAUAACAUCCCAGCAAGAGGAAGACCACUGGCUUUGUCCGAUGAAGGCUCUGAAGAACCUAAAAAAGGCAGAGAAUCAAGAAAGACCUUCGCAAAGUGUAUAAACAAAAAAGCGCUAAAGAUGUGCACAAAGUCUUGCAAUAGCGCUUACAAGAAUGUUUGCCGAAGACUUAAGUGCACUUCUAGAUCGAAAAAAGCUUUGAAAAAAGAAUGCAAGCGCAGCUGCAAGAAGACUUUUGCUAGUAAGUCUAGUAAAUACAGCGAUGAGUCUGGUAACAGUAACAGUGACAGUAAUAGUGACAGUAACAGUAGUUAGAUAAGUAAAAGUAUAAGUCGUAAAACAAGUGUUGGCAAAAUAACAAACCAUAUAAAAAGUAUGAAUGCCGACAGCAUGUAGGUACUACAUCAAGUUUUAGAAUUUAAGAAAGAAGAAGUUGUUUUAUUAUAAAAGACUGUAUUGAUGAUUUUUUAAAUAAAUUUUCA
Messenger RNA from Helicoverpa armigera (cotton bollworm), 2745 nucleotides. RefSeq lists its product as uncharacterized. The coding region runs from base 470 to 2578 and encodes 702 amino acids. The record is from RefSeq and is a predicted model, not a curated record. The transcript has 3 exons. Lineage: Eukaryota; Metazoa; Arthropoda; Insecta; Lepidoptera; Noctuidae.